AAUUCUGACUGAUAUCUCAGGCUUCGGGAAGCAUCAUCGGGGCCCGCGGUGAAGAGACCGUGCUUGUGAUCAGAGAUCGUAUACGGGGACGUGAGGGGGGGAAGAGGGCGGUCAUUCGAGAACUUGAGCAAUGCCUAAAUGACUCCCGAACCGCAUAUUCGGAUUUGGAAAGAGAGCUUCGGAACAUAAAGCGUGAAAAGAAGGACCGCAUUCGAGAACUCGAGCACCACCUGAAUGACUCCGAGACCACAAUUUCAGGUUUAGAAAAAGACCUCCAGAACGGAAAACGCGAAGCUUCCGCUCUCCAAAAUAGACAUCUGGAGACAGUCGGUCGGCUCAAGGAAGCCGAAUCCACCGGAAAAAAACACCGCACAGACCUAAGCGACCUCUUUACACGCUAUAACAAGCUCAAGGUGGAGAGCAAGGACCUUCAUAUGAAGUAUGAGAAAACUGCUAUGACGAACAGGGACCAGGAGGGAAAGAUAAAAAUCUUGACAAAUGACAAUCUCAAGAUCGCCGCCGAAUUGGAGACACGAGUCGCGCAACUCAAUAAAUUUACGGGGGAUAUCGCGCGCCAAAACCAGCGCGUCGGCACUUUGGCAAUCCGAGACGAUGAAUAUUUUGCGAGAGAGUUCGCAGAUCUUGCAACUGAUAUACGCGGUUGGUCAUUUGCACACUUCUUCACCCACUCCAGGACCUUUGUUCCUAAAGCAGUGGACGGAUAUCUCCAGGAUGCCAUUAGACAGAUCGCAGUCGGGACCAGUCUUCCCGAAAUCUUCACAAGUCGCGCAACAACCCGCCGAGUGAUUGCUGGACUACUCGCUGAUCAACUAAGAAGGGAGCUCUUCGACCCUUUGCUCUUGGGUUUAUUGCCCAAGGAGUUUCUCGUCUUCGAAAGUUUUGUCGAAAAAACUGGUAAGUAAAUCUAUCCCAUCACACGACGCCUGAAGUUCUGACUUGGAGAAAGGUAUACAAAAGAGUGCGUGGCUAUCGCAAACCAUAAGUUUAUUCAUCAAGAGGGAAGAAUUCGAAGGGGUUUUAGAUUAUAAAGUUCGUAUUUUGUCCGAGAGUCUCCAUAAAAUGCUAGGAGGGCUAGUAGCACAAGAGUCGGACGGAUCCAAGGUUUCCAAACGCGGUCAAAAGUUACAGACCAUAGUCCAACGGGCGGCCAAUCUAGCUAUAGAAGUUUCGCAACAAUCCCACUGGUUCCGUUUUUAUACACCCUCUCCUGGAGCCCAGUUUAAUCCGCAAUGUAUGGAAGAUGUUGGGGGAGAGGUAUUGCUCGAGGGGGACGAUCCAGAGGCCUUCGAGGACAAUCGCAGAGUUUCCUUAUCGGUUUUUCCUUGUGUCUACCGUCAGGACCGUAUUGAGGGUGAAAACAAACCUCAACCCAUUACAAUUAACUGGGCUUGGGUAACAAUCGAGAAGGAGGAUAGUCGCGCGGUUGUGGAGCAAGAGAAGGGUGAUGAGAAGGGUAAUAUAACCAACGAAGAGGCUAACCGGGGUGCGGAAUGCGCGGAAUGCGCGGAGGAAUCUCCUAGCGGGGAAGGUGGAGAUGCAGGAGAGCUGGCUACUCGGGGAGGGAGCGAGAACUCUCCACACUCGGGUACUUCGGCCGCCGAAGUUGUAUCGCCGGUAUCGGCCUCCCGGGAAGCGCAUGAAGGGGUGAACUAAGAGGCUGAAUUAAGAACUACUCGUGAAGAAGUGGGGGGAGUUUCUAGGGAUUGAUUGGAUCACUCUAGUGAUGCAUUCUAUUUUCUUCACAUCUUUUGUAGCCAUUAAGUUGCUUCGGGGUAAAAUCUACCAACGUUAUUCUAGGCGAAUUAUCAAUUGAUCAACUCCUAG
Molecule: messenger RNA, 1845 nt
Organism: Tuber aestivum (summer truffle)
Lineage: Eukaryota; Fungi; Ascomycota; Pezizomycetes; Pezizales; Tuberaceae
Source: the annotation of a GenBank genome assembly